This is a messenger RNA of Physcomitrium patens, 982 nucleotides long. RefSeq names its product large ribosomal subunit protein eL20z. The record is from RefSeq and is a predicted model, not a curated record. NCBI's taxonomy places the organism in Eukaryota, Viridiplantae, Streptophyta, Bryopsida, Funariales, Funariaceae.
AUUGAUUCGUUGUCUGUUUCUUCUUCGAACCCUCACGGACCGCUAUUUUUUAGUAACUGGGUUUGGUUGGUUGGUUGGUUGAUUGAUUGAUGGGGAUUUCGUUGAGGAAUUCCGUUUCCAUUUCAUCACACAUUGGAGUCCUGAACUGGGUCCAAUUCAUAUUUGCAGGUUUUCGCUGCGUUUGAAGUUGCUGCGGUCCUCCGGAAGGGUUUUAGUUGAGUUUCAGUCUCAACGAUGGGAUUCGAGAAGGGAGCAACUUACGGUACUUUUGAUGGGUCGCAAAGUUUUCCGCAGUCGAGUGCUCCUCUGCUUCCUGGUACUUUUGGCAGUGGUGGCCAUGUGCAGUACCCUGUAGUUCCUGGAUAUCCAGUUCUGGAAAACUAUCCAGGAAGUGGUCAAGGUUCUGGAUGCUAUCAACCCGCUCAGUAUCCUGUCCCACAACCCGUUCAGACCUGUUAUUACGAGUGCCAUGAGGUCAUAUGCCACCAACGGGCACUUCCAUUUUGCGGACUUGGUUUCGGCUGGUUCCUAUUCAUAAUGGGGUUCUUUAUUGCCGUGUUUCCUUGGUAUAUUGGAGCUGUCAUUUUCCUGUUUGUGAGACAUGACGCUCGUGAACGCACUGGGCUGUUGGCUUGCACCAUAGCUGCUUUGGUUCUAUUAUUUGUCGGAGGGGUGGGCUUCCAUGUUCAUAUGCAACACCACUAGCUACGUUUAGCCACAGUGGCGGAGUCAUUUGUGUGCUGGAAAUGCACGAAUACAUAUUUUGUGUUAGUAGUGUAUUCACGAAAUCGUAUUUUUACUCGGAUAUAAUCUUCGUGAUUAGAUGUUAUGUCCUUAUUGCAGUCAAUUUGUAUUUUAAUGUUGUGAACAUGAUAGUUCACCAAGAAGACAUUGAGCGGAUGAUGCUUAACUGCCAAGAUGUACAUCUUUGUAUAAUAUAAGGCGUUUUCUGCUUCACAGUUUUGACGGGCGGAACGGAUAA